This is a messenger RNA of Prunus armeniaca (apricot), 609 nucleotides long. Lineage: Eukaryota; Viridiplantae; Streptophyta; Magnoliopsida; Rosales; Rosaceae. The record is from the annotation of a GenBank genome assembly.
AUGCUCUAUGCUACUCCCCUCCCAAAACCAGAUGACCGCUUCGGAUCGAUCGGCCCUUUCCAAUCCAAACCAUUCUGUUUGAUGUCAAAAACAGUAUAUCUCUCUCUCAGAGCUAGUUCUAUACAAAUGUGGCAAAAAAUUCUUGGCCAUGGAGGCCAAGGUACUGUUUACAAAGGCAUGUUGGCAGAUGGAAGAAUCGUUGCUAUAAAGAAGUCUAAAAUAGUGGAUGAAGGCAAACUUUCAGAAUUCAUUAAUGAGGUUGUGAUCCUUUCACAAAUUAACCACAGGAAUGUGGUUAAAAUAUUGGGAUGUUGUUUGGAGACUGAAGUUCCUAUUUUGGUUUAUGAAUUCAUACCCAACGGAACCCUUGCUAAGUAUAUCCAAGGGCAAGUUGAGGAGUUUCCACUUACGUGGGAGAUGCGGUUACGAAUUGCCAAAGAAAUCGCGGGUGCACUUUCCUACUUGCAUGGUGCAGCUUCCUUUCCCAUUUUUCACAGAGACAUCAAAUCAACAAACAUACUGUUGGACGAAAAAUACAGAGCAAAAGUUGCUGAUUUUGGAACUUCACGAUCAGUUUCCAUUGACCAAACUCACAUGGCAACUUGUUAA